Messenger RNA from Perca fluviatilis (European perch), 1632 nucleotides. RefSeq names its product ring finger protein 170 (gene rnf170). The record is from RefSeq and is a predicted model, not a curated record. NCBI's taxonomy places the organism in Eukaryota, Metazoa, Chordata, Actinopteri, Perciformes, Percidae. Gene Ontology annotation, molecular function: ubiquitin protein ligase activity. The coding region runs from base 185 to 991 and encodes 268 amino acids. The transcript is spliced from 7 exons.
UACGAGCGAUAAUUGGCCAGGUUGAGCUCGGAUUAGAAGAGCAGCCACUGUCUUUUAUCGCUGUGUAGCGUUAAUAACUCUUGCUACUUGCCGCCGGGGCGAAUGUCACGUACUUGCUUCCAAAAGCGAAACGACACAUCGUCGGCUUCCAACGUCAGCAUAUAAAUUGCUAUGAGUGUGGGUGAUGGAGGACAGUCAAUGUGGGGACUUGGACUACCUGGUCCAAGAUGAGGACACCCUCAUCGAAGGUGUCAGCAACCAGGUCUUAUUUGUUGUGGUGCUCAGUAUCACCUUCCUUGCAGGCCUUCUCACUCUGCUCUGCAGACAAGAGCAGCAGAACAUUCAUCCGGAGAAUCAGGAGCAUGUUCGAGCUGUCCGACAACAGCUCCAAACCGAGCAGGAUGAAAAUCCUCAGGCGGAGGCCAGACAGCAGUAUUACACAGACAUGUCUUGUCCUGUGUGUUUACAGCAGGCUGUUCUGCCUGUGGAAACCAAUUGUGGACACCUUUUCUGUGGCUCCUGCAUUAUAGCCUACUGGAGGUAUGGCACAUGGCUGGGUGCAAUUCACUGCCCCAUUUGCCGACAAAUGGUAACGCUGCUCUUCCCACUAUUUCAUGAACACACCGCCCCUCAGAGGGUCCAGGAUGGCGAGGGAGAACCUCAGCUGAUAUUAACAGACAUUAACGAUUACAACCGCAGGUUCUCAGGCCAGCCAAGAUCUUACAUGGACAGGCUGCGAGAUGUGCCCACCUUGCUCCGUCAUGCCUUUAGGGAGAUGUUCUCUGUGGGAGGCCUCUUCUGGAUGUUCAGGAUUCGCAUUCUUCUCUGCCUAGUGGGAGCACUCACCUACCUGGCCUCACCGCUUGACAUCCUCCCUGAGGCACUUUUCGGUCUGCUGGGAUUCAUGGACGAUUUCUUUGUGAUCCUACUUCUCUUCGUGUACAUCUCUAUAAUGUACAGAGAGGUGGUUACGCAGAGACUGAAUGGCUAAGUGUUCGCUCAUGAAAGAGGCCUUGGCUCGCUCAUACCAGGCUCAGGAAGAGUGAACACAGCAUCUAAGUAAACUUUAUUUUACCUGCCCCUGAGGUGGGCAGGUAAAGACUGAAUAAAAAAAAAAAAAAGGACAGUCCAUCAGUUAUGCUGGUUCUCUCAGAGAGGUUUACUUUAAAGCCUGGGAUGUUAGUUAAUCAGAGGGGUUAGCAAAAGUAUGAUCUCUGAAUGUUGACUCUGUAUCGCCAUUAAUGAUUCAUAGAUUGAGUGACAUCAAGGCAAACAACAAUAGAGCAUGAGAAUGGCUGUGUAGGGAUGUGAUGUUGUUAAUAUCUGCCCUAUCAGACUUUGCAGUAAGACAGGGAAAUAGUUUUGGUCCAUUCAAGUACUUGAGGAACACCCCUAACUGAAUGACUAGCAUAACUAGCAGGCAAUUUUAUGACAGCAUAGCCAAAAGCAGACAAUUGUGUAACAUAAUGUGAUCUUGAAUGUACUGUAUCAAUGGCAGUGUCUUGAUUACGUGCAUUUAAAGUUGGCUGUCUGCAUCCAGAUUAUCGACUGUCGGACAGAUUUGUGUUUCUAACCCGUCUUCUAUUACAGCCUGUUCUGUCAAUAAAAAUGAUGAUGCACUUAUUUAAGAAA